Molecule: messenger RNA, 4902 nt
Organism: Heterocephalus glaber (naked mole-rat)
Lineage: Eukaryota; Metazoa; Chordata; Mammalia; Rodentia; Bathyergidae
Gene: Sall4
Product: spalt like transcription factor 4
Biological process (GO): regulation of transcription by RNA polymerase II
Cellular component (GO): nucleus
Molecular function (GO): DNA-binding transcription factor activity, RNA polymerase II-specific; RNA polymerase II cis-regulatory region sequence-specific DNA binding
Source: RefSeq, a predicted model, not a curated record
CAGGCCAAUCAGCUGUCAGGGCUCAUGAUAAAUCGCAAUGCAUUAUUGAUAAUAAUAAUUACUGGGACAUGCGCGUUCGGGCCGAAGGGGGGUAAAUUUCCUAACUCCAGGAAUUUGUGGUGGAGAGGCCAAAUAACCGCGGCUCUCCCGGCGCCCCGAUGCUGGCACCAUGUCGAGGCGCAAGCAGGCGAAACCCCAGCACAUCAACUCCGAGGAGGACCAGGGCGAGCAGCCUCCGCAGCAGCCCACCCCAGAGCUUGCAGAUGCGGCCCCAGCGGCGCCGGCGGCGGGGGAGCCGGGUGUCCCAAUGAGCCACGCAGGGAAUGGGGAUGAAGUGAAUGGAGACAGAACCACAGGAAAGCGGCCUCGACGGGAGGAGACCCACGUCUGUGACAAGUGCUGUGCCGAGUUCUUUAUUCUCUCUGAGCUCCUGGGACAUAAGAAAAAUUGCACUAAAAACCCGCCUGUCCUCAUCAUGAAUGACAGCGAGGGGCCAGUGCCUUCCGAGGACUUCUCCCGAGCUGCACGGAGCCACCAGCCACCCAGCCCAGGCGGGAAGGACGGCCAUAGGGAGAGCAGCAGCAGCUCUGGGGACGCGAAGGAGAAGCCGGGCGCAGAGUCUGUCCUGUACUUGAAGACAGAGACGGCUCUGCCAGCCGCCCCGCAGGACAUAAGCUUCUUACCCAAAGGCAAAGUGGCCAACACCAAUGUGACUCUGCAGGCACUGCGAGGCACCAAGGUGGCUGUGAACCAGCGCAGCGUGGACGUGUCCCCCACGCCCGUGCCCGGCCCCAACAGCAUCCCGUGGGUGUUGGAGCAGAUCUUGUGUCUGCAGCAGCAGCAGCUGCAGCAGAUCCAGCUCACGGAGCAGAUCCGGGUCCAGGUCAACAUGUGGGCCGCACACGCCCUCCACUCGCCUGUGGCCGGGGCUGACGCCCUGAAGACCUUGGGCAGCCAUGUGUCCCAGCAAGUGUCAGCCGCCGUGGCCUUGCUCAGCCAGAAGGCCGGAAGCCAAGGCCUGUCUCUGGAUGCCUUGAAACCAGCCAAGCUACCUCACGCCAACAUCCCUCCCGCCCAUGGCUCCCUGUCCCCGGGGCUGGCGCCCUUUGCCCUGAAGCCGGAUGGGACUCGGGUGCUCCCCAAUGUCAUGUCUCGACUUCCGGGGGCUUUGCUACCUCAGGCCCCGGGCUCUGUGGUCUUCCAGAGCCCUUUCUCCACUGUGGCGCUAGACCCAUCCAAGAAAGGGAAAGGGAAGCCCCCCAUCUCCGCGGCGGAUGUCAAACCCAAAGAUGAGGCGGUCCUCUACAGGCACAAGUGUAAGUACUGUAGCAAGGUUUUGGGGACUGAUAGCUCCUUGCAGAUCCACCUCCGCUCCCAUACUGGAGAGAGACCCUUCGUGUGCUCGGUCUGUGGUCAUCGCUUCACCACCAAGGGCAACCUCAAGGUGCACUUCCACCGUCACCCCCAGGUGAAGGCAAAUCCCCAGCUGUUUGCCGAAUUCCAGGACAAAGUGGUGGCAGGCAAUGGUGUCCCCUGUGCACUCUCUGUCCCUGUCCCCGCAGAUGAAUCGAGUCUCUCUUUAGACAGCAAACCUGUCCUUGUAACAGGGACCCCUCCCGUAGGGCUACGUCAACAUAUCCCCUCGGGGACUAACCCCAAGGACCUCAUGGGUGGCCCACUGCCCAGUGACCUGCAGCCCGGGCCUUCCCCAGAAAGUGAGGGUGCACCCACACUGCCUGGGGUGGGGCCCAACCAUAAUCCCCCAAGGGUUAGUGGCUUCCAGGGGAGUGGGCCCUCUGAGCCAGGGUCAGAGACCCUGAAAUUGCAGCAGCUUGUAGAGAACAUCGACAAGGCCACCACCGACCCCAAUGAAUGUAUCAUUUGCCAUCGAGUCUUAAGCUGCCAGAGCUCCCUCAAGAUGCAUUACCGCACCCACACCGGUGAGAGGCCAUUCCAGUGUAAGAUCUGUGGCCGGGCCUUUUCCACCAAAGGCAACUUGAAGACGCACCUCGGUGUCCACCGCACCAGCACGUCUGUGAAGACGCAGCAUUCGUGCCCCAUCUGUGAGAAGAAGUUCACCAACGCGGUCAUGCUGCAGCAGCACAUUCGCAUGCACAUGGGCGGCCAGAUCCCCAACACACCCCUGCCCGGGAGUCCCUGUGACCUUGUGGGUCCCGAGCCCACCAUGCUCAGGGAGAACAGCGGCGCGGGUGCCACCUGCCACGAUGAUGUUGUCAAAAGCAUCGAUGUAGACGACAUCGGCUCCCACGAUGCCCCCUGCGGCUCCUCCAAGGUGCCCACUCCACUUCCCGGCACCCACGUGCCAUCGCCCACUCUGGGGUUCUCAGUGGUGGCUUCCCAGGAUGCCCCAGGGAAGGUGGGCCCUGCCCCUUUGGGCCUGCAGCGCCAGAACAGCCGAGAGAACGGCUCUGUGGAGAGCGACGGGCUGACCAAUGACGAUUCCUCGCUUGCGGGCGACCAGGAGUAUCAGAGCCAAAGCCCAGAUGCUGUGGAAACCAUGUCCUUCCAGCCACUGUCCCCGGCCAAUAGCCAAGCGGAAAGCAUCAAGUCACGGUCCCCUGAUACUGGGGUCAAAGCCGAGAGCUCCGAGAACAGCCGCACUGAGAUGGAAGGUCGUAGCAGCCUGCCAUCGACGUUUAUCCGAGCACAGCCCACCUAUGUCAAAGUUGAAGUUCCCGGGACCUUUGUAGGCCCCUCCACCAUGUCCCCAGGCAUGACUCCGCUGUUGGCUGCCCAGCCCCGCCGUCAAGCCAAGCAGCACGCCUGCACGCGCUGCGGGAAGAACUUCUCCUCAGCUAGCGCCCUGCAGAUCCAUGAGCGGACACACACUGGAGAGAAGCCUUUCGUGUGCAACGUGUGCGGGCGAGCGUUCACCACCAAAGGCAAUCUGAAGGUCCACUACAUGACCCACGGGGCCAACAACAACUCUGCUCGCCGUGGGCGGAAGCUGGCCAUCGAGAACACCAUGGCUCUGCUGGGUACGGAUGGAAAGCGAGUGCCGGAAAUGUUUCCCAAGGAGAUCCUGUCGCCCUCAGUAAGCGUGGACCCGGUGGUGUGGAGCCAGUACACCAGCAUGCUCAACGGAGGCCUGGCCAUGAAGACCAAUGAGAUCUCGGUGAUCCAGGGCAGCGGGAUCCCUACCCUGCCCGUGUCCCUGGGGGCCAGCUCGGUCGUGAGUAACGCCACCGCCUCCAAGAUGGACGGCUCCCAGUCUGGGGUCAGCGCAGAGGCAGAAAAGCCAGGUGUUACUGACAGUGUUGCCAAACACCAAUUCCCUCACUUCCUGGAAGAAAACAAGAUCGCAGUCAGCUAAACUCAAAGAGAAGUCUGGUGGAAAGAGAAUGCAGGCGAUCUCCUGUUUGCUUUUUUUCUUACUGAUAUGCAAAUGAUGUUUACAGUUGUGACCCAACCUGGGGUAAUCCUACAAUCACAAUUGUUGCUGUGCUGCUUUGCAAAGCAAAAGAAAAAAGAAAAAAAGAAAAACAAAACAAAAAACCCCAGAAAAUUCAUACCAAAACAGACUAGAUUUUUUUUUUUUAAUUUUGGAAAGAAGCGGGUCUUGCAAAGUAGCUUUAUUACUUGCAACAAACUAUAUACGUAAAAGCUUUGUACAACCUAGAGUGACUCUUUCCAAAGAUUGUCACCUGUGUCGAAGUGUGCCAGUUGGAACUUACUGCCCCACAGUGGAAAAGACAACGACUUAGCCUAAUUGUGGGGGUGAGGUACGGUACACUUCCAUGCUGACUCUAUGCGGGUAAUGGACAAAGGUUUGCCAUCUAUUUAGGGGCCAGUUCGAUGUGGCUCCCCCCAACCCUUUACCAUCUUUUGUUUCGUUUUUGUUUGUUGAAUGUACUUAAAGAAAACAACAAGGUUGCAGAAUUAACAAAAUUCCUUCAACCUUAGGACCUUAGGUAGAUGCCCUCAUGUGGACUUACUGUAGUCUGUAGGGAGCCAGUGUCCGUGUUGCUGCUUAUUUAAAUACAGUUCACCUGGAGCCCCAGAGUGCCCACUUCGCCCCCACUUCACAGAUGCCUUCGUCUUCCGGCACCAGGAGAGGUGGGCGCCUGAGCCAGAAUUCUCAGCUGACUUGGGGUUCACCAGUGCCGGCUGUUUUGAAGAACUGCGUUUUCAUUCUUGAAACUCAUGGAAGAUUGAAAUUUUGUAUCACAAGUUCACAUGUUUGUUUUUGUUUUUAAAUGGUGCAACUUAAGCCAAGUAAUAAUGAAGAUUUUUUUUUCCCCCUGCUUGGGUGUAUCACAUGAAGGCUAUGAAGCUGGAACAGGCAAGUCCUAGGUGUGAAAGCUUUAAUUUAUCUACCUCAUUUAUUUUUUAUUUUUGUAGCCAUAGUCUCUAUUUUCCUAUUUGAUGACCGCUGAAGUAUUCCAGGCUCCAUCUUAAACCUAAGAGUUGAUAUACUGUGGGAACAGCUGGAUGUUCAAGAUGUCUUUGAUUCCUUUUUUUAAUCCCCUUUGUACAUGUAAUAAUAUUGAGCAGAUGGUGAAACAUUGCUCUAGCAGUUUAAUGAGGAAGGAGAAAAAAGACCCGGCUGCUGGUAGAGAAGUCUUUCCCACUGCUGAAGCCCCUGGUUGCAAUGUGGAUCGAGACUGUUACGCCAAGUUCCGUCACUUAGUUAUUGCACCUGACUUUAGGAUCCAAAAAAGUGUUUUUGCCAAGUUGUGCCUUUCCUUCUGGAAUUGUAAGAGAACACAAUAAUAGUACCUGUUUACACUGUGAAGUGCAUACUGUUAUGAGAACACCCCAGUGGCUUUCUCACUGUCGAGCUCAGAAUGCCUUGUGAAUGUAUGAUCUAUGGAGGACCCCUGUAGUUGUACCUGCUGAUGCUGUCCGUCUGUUGGAAAAUAAAUUUUGAAUGUUUUUCCC